This is a messenger RNA of Cyprinus carpio (common carp), 1796 nucleotides long. Its product is annotated as ceroid-lipofuscinosis neuronal protein 6 homolog. The record is from RefSeq and is a predicted model, not a curated record. Lineage: Eukaryota; Metazoa; Chordata; Actinopteri; Cypriniformes; Cyprinidae.
AAACCCGGUCUGAACGUCACGUGAUUCAAACAAACUAAAACAACGUCUUAAGACAUUGUUUGACUCCGUGUAUGCAGUGAACUGGAACUGAAGUAGACGUAAAUCGUCAGUAUAAGUCGUAUAUUAAGAUAUAUACGAAACGCAUAAAUCAUUUAAACUUUUACAGCUUCGGUGCAGGAUCUGGCAUGUGACUGAAUGAAUACUUGUCUGCAAAAGUGUAGCAGAGCUGAUCGAUUCAAAGUAGUGCUGAAAUUGCUAUAAGAGCAGAUCCUUUGACCAUGCGGAGAAGACCGCAGUCUGCAGCUUUGACCCCGGCAUUUGUGAGCAGGGCCGGGAGUGAGAAAACAGUUUCUACAGCUGCAGGACAGUCCCGGUUUCACACAGACCUCUGGCUCUGUUUCACUGUGCAGAACUGGAUAUUGGACUUUGGGAGGCCAAUUGCUAUGAUCAUAAUGCCCCUGGAAUGGUUUCCUCUUAAUAAACCCAGUGUUGGAGAUUAUUUUCAUAUGGCAUAUAAUGUCAUCACACCGUUCUUAUUACUGAAGCUGAUUGAGCGGAGUCCCACAGCCCUUCCUCGCUCUGCUGUUUACCUCUGCAUCAUCACCUUUGUCAUGGGAGCUAGCAUACACCUGGUAGGAGACUCUAUUAACCACCGUCUCAUCCUCAGUGGAUACCAGCUUCACCUUUCUGUCAGAGAAAACCCCAUUAUCAAAGAUCUGAAGCCUGCCUCACUGAUUGAUUCCUUUGAACUUCUUUAUUACUAUGAUGAACACUUAGGGCAUUCCAUGUGGUAUGUCCCUUUCUUCCUCAUCCUCUUCUUGUAUUUCACUGGCUGCUUUACACAAGUUAAAGAUGAGAAGAUGUCUUACUCAGGCUGGCUGCUACUUGGCCCCAGUGCAGUGUACUAUUGGUAUCUGAUUACUGAGGGGCAGAUCUUUGUCCUGUAUGUCUUCACCUUUUUUGCCAUGGUUGCCACUGUGAUGCGCCAGAGGCGGAUGGGCUUCGUGUUAGACAGCAAUGGCCGUUUCCUCUUCUAUAACUUCAUCAUUACUCUGGGAUUAGUUCUGGUCUGGGUCGCAUAUCUGUGGAAUGAUAAAGUUUUGCGCAAAAAGUAUCCCGGAAUCAUCUAUGUUCCAGAGCCUUGGUCCUUCUAUACCUUACACAUCAAAGGCAGUUAAAUACUAAAAGAAAAUCUGAACUAAAUAUCACUGACAUUUCUCCAGUAAUAAAAAAUUAUAUAUAUAUAUAUAUAUAAAUAAUGCUUUCACCAAGUUUAAUGGCACUUUGAGUGAAUUUGCACUCAAAUUCUGGAUAUGGACUUUAGUUCCAGUGUUACUGAAAGGGAUUGCUCAACCAAAAGUGAAAAUUCUGUCAUCAUAUACUCACCCUCAAUUUGUUCCAAACCUGUAUGAAUUUCUUGUUGACCACAAAAGAAGAUAAUUUGAAGAAUGUCGGUAACCAUUGACAGUAGAUAUUGACUUCCACAGUAUAGAGAAAGUGGAAAAAAAAAACUUUGGUUACCAACAUUCUCAAAAUGUCUUUUUAUGUUCAACCGAAGAAAGAAACUUAAACAGGUUUAGGUUGAGUGUGAGUAAAUGAUGAUAGAAUUUUCAUUUUUGGGUGAACUAUCCGCUUUAAGUUGGUUUUAAGUUUGAAUCUUCACAAGGCAAACUAUACAAUGCCAUGAUUGUAAUUUGGUAGGACUGAAUAAUAAAGUAAUAUAUUUAUUGUGGAUUACAGUAAAAAUGUUGCUUUUAUGUCAUUGUUUUUUCUGAAUAAAGUUUGUACUCCAUAUA